Messenger RNA from Nymphaea colorata (pocket water lily), 2952 nucleotides. Its product is annotated as centromere protein C. The transcript is spliced from 11 exons. Gene Ontology annotation, cellular component: kinetochore. Gene Ontology annotation, biological process: kinetochore assembly; attachment of mitotic spindle microtubules to kinetochore; spindle attachment to meiosis I kinetochore. Lineage: Eukaryota; Viridiplantae; Streptophyta; Magnoliopsida; Nymphaeales; Nymphaeaceae. Bases 112 to 2655 code for a protein of 847 amino acids. Gene Ontology annotation, molecular function: centromeric DNA binding. The record is from RefSeq and is a predicted model, not a curated record.
CGGAACUGAAUUCAAAUUGUUUUUCAAAUAGACGCAGAAGAGAGGAGCAGGGGAAAUACAGAGAGCCCAAAUUUACCGUGGGAAGGGAAGGAUGCUUGUUCAGGGUUAGGAAUGGGGAAAGUCGACGUCUCGAAACCUGAACGGAGUCUCGUUGGCCCAGUCGAUCCAUUCGCCACCCUUCCGCUUCUCUACUUCCUCCCGGAAUCCGUCAAAACCCUAGAAUUACCGGCGUCUUCGUCGGAUCUCGACGAUAUCGAAGCGGUCCACGAGUUCUUGAAGUCUAAGAUAAGGGUAUCAGAUAUCUCAAAGCAACUGCCAUUACAAGGAAACAGAAUUGUUAAUAGUGCAAAAGAAUCUCGAAAGGAUGCUACUGCACGGCAACCCUUGAGAGAGACAGACAUGAACGACUUGAGCAUAACCAAAUGUAUCAAACAUCCUGUGGCUGAAGGAAAGGAGAAUGGUUAUCAUAUGCAAAAACGGCGACCUGGCUUUGGUCGGAAAAGGGCUCGAUUUUCGUUGAAACCAACAAGUCAGGAUGUUGUGGUUACAAGCGCACAACCUGAUUUUGAUCAACUGAAGGACCCUGAAGAGUUUUUCGCAGCAUAUGAACGACAAGAAAAUGCUGAAAAGGAGUUGAGAAGAUUGAUGGGGGGAAAUUUGGUAGAUCAAAGUUCAAGUCAUUGUUUAUCAGAAUCGAGGACGCGUCGUCAAGGAAUUCUUGGGAAAACAGCAACAUAUAGGCAUUCUUAUACUGCAAUUGCUGUUGAUGCAUCCAAACAUGCAUUGGCUGUGGAGCAAUCUGAAGUUGGAAACAGCUCAAUUCCUUCUCCCAGGAAUGGUUAUGGACUUUCAAGGAGUGCAUCUAUGUCAGUCCAUGGAAUUGGAAUGAACCAAGGAAUGGCCGAAGACAUUAAUGUUCUGAAUGAAAAUGGGAAAGGAACAACAAUUUGUGCCCCUGUAGAAAGCGAUUAUGAUGGACUUGUUGGCUCAUUGCUGGAUGCUUGCUGUAAUCCUGAUGAAGGGCACACAUUUAGCUUACUGCAGAAAAGCCUGGACAUGCAAGCGAUUGAUAUGCAUAAAAUUCAAUUGCCCAAGUUCAAUAGGUUCAGUUUACAUGAAAUUAUGUCUUCCCAAGCAUCAACUUCAGGGGAAAAAAUCAGAUUGGAAUCCAACAUUUCAAACUUUGCAGACCAGACAUGGAAUUCAAAAAUUAGUGAGGAAACACCAAAGACUUAUCAUGCAGUUCCAGAAACUACAUGCAGUCCAGUGACUUCACCUACUCCACCCAAAAGCCCAUUUGCUGCAAUUUCUGGUUUUUGUAGACAUAAAUCACAAAGAAUGAGCGAAAAAGACACAUCUCACUCACCCUUUAUGUUUAAUCUGACGAAAGGAUCUUCCUUUGCUACUCAAUUUGAAUUGGAAGCACCGUCUCAUCCUGGUGGUAUUCAACAAGAUCAAUUGGCAAUUCUUCGUAGUCCUACUUCAAAGUGUGCUGACAAAAAUGGGUCGUUACCGAGUGGGUUUUCUCAUUCCAAAUGGCUUGAGAAAAACACUAUGAGAACUGGGUUGACUUCCUUGACCACACAGGCUGAUGGCUUGGCUGGUCCAGAAGCGCUAGGGCAAGAGAAGAACCUGACUGCGAGCAGCAUUUCAGAGUUACCAGGACAAGAAGCAUGCAGUAUCAAUAAGAAUUCAUCAGGUUUUGAGACAGUGAACAUUGCUUGUCCAUCUGAUCAAGUGUCAGGCAAAAAUUCAAAUCUGGAGAAUUCCAUCGUGAAGCAAUCAACCUCUGGUUGUGCUAUUCAGCAUCCUAGAUCAGAAGAAUGUAAAGCUGUAAGUAGUAACAACUGUGAGGAUGUCCUAAGAGAUGGCUUAAUUUGUCCAGCUAGUGUGGAACUAGGUAACAACUCAAAUGGAUCCAACAAAGUUGUCAAUCCUCAAAUUGGCAUGUCCAGUAACUGCAUCACAGAUAAAAAUUCAGAUCUCGAGAAUUCCACAAGAAUACAGUCAACUCCUGGUAUUCAGCAUCUGGCACUGGAAGAAUGUGAUGCUGUGAACAAUAAUGAUUAUGUGAACAUGUCAAACAAUGGUUUGACUUGUUCAGCUGAUGAGGGUUUAGGGGAAAACUCAAAAUGGUUUGCCAAAGAUGUCAAUCCUGAGACUGGUGUGCCCUGCGUCUGCAUAGAAGACAGUGUUCGAGGAACACCUAAUGCAGCAUCAACAUCUCAGGAAGUUGUGGAUGGUGGUAAGGACCAAAUGAGCCCUCCCACAGGCGCAUGCAGGCCUCAAGAGGAGCAUCUGAAUGAAAUUAAUGUUUCUUCGAGCCCGCAAAAAGAGACAUCAGAAGCACCUUCUAUGGCUUUAGGACGGAAAAAAUCCAAGAAGACGGCAUCAGAUCGUAGAAAAAGCCUUCUAGGAGCUGGCACUGCAUGGAAAUCUGGGGUCAGAAGAAGCACCAGAAUCAAGUCCAGGCCUUUGGAAUACUGGAAGGGUGAACGCUUCUUGUAUGGACGUGUACACAACAGCUUGGUGACCGUCAUUGGGGUAAAAUAUUCUUCUCCAGUUGAUAACAGCAAGAAGCAAACAACCCUUAAAGUGAAAUCGUUUGUGUCAGAUGAAUAUUCCCAUCUGCUGGCUUUAGCAGGUUCACACUGAUACUUCUGUUUCUGAAAUUCUGUGGAACUAAAACCAUUCCAACGACUGUUGGGGUUGGUGCAAAGCUUCGUGCCACUGGUUUUCCAAAGGUGUUGGAUCUCUGUAAACGUAUGUGUUGUUUGAUUCCAAAACAAUUCCUUUUGAGUUGGCCUUCAAUGUGCUUGCACAUAUGCCCCAUAUUGUUAUUAUCCAAAGCCUUUUCACUUGAUUCCAGUGUUGAGGACUUCUGCUGAACAUAUGACUGUAGAUAAUGCCACAAGGUUGCACGAUAUGGAUAUAUUAUCAUAUUCUUUUCCA